This is a messenger RNA of Drosophila mojavensis, 563 nucleotides long. RefSeq lists its product as uncharacterized. The transcript has 3 exons. Bases 54 to 512 code for a protein of 152 amino acids. Lineage: Eukaryota; Metazoa; Arthropoda; Insecta; Diptera; Drosophilidae. The record is from RefSeq and is a predicted model, not a curated record.
GUAUUUAGUGUUAAAACAGUUGAGUUGGUGAUUAGUUAGCAGUUGGAAGUGAAAUGUGGAAGAAGUUAAUUUGUGCUCUAGUUCUUGCGGCCUUUUUGGGCCUGCAGACGGUUAACGGUCUGUAUUGCUACACCUGCGAUUCGCCGAGCUCCUGUCGCUCCCCCACCUCACAGUACUGCAACGUACAAACUGCCAACACGACCAGCGGCUGGCUGAGAAGGAUUCACAGCAACGUUCCAAGCAUCGUGGAAAAUUCGUUCAAGUGCCUGAAUCUAACAUAUUACUACUCCCAAAACAACGUGAAAACCCAAGAGAUUCUGGGUUGCUACUAUAGCUCUAUACCAGUUUGUUAUCUAAGUCUGAAUGUGACCAACAGCUAUGACUGGGCUAAGUACUGUAACACGUGUAACUAUGACAAUUGUAAUCGCAAUCCGGCGGGAACUCUUAGCAAGAGCAGCUUUACCAUUGUGUCUUCGGCUUUGCUCCUGAUCCUAGCCAAAAUAUUCGUAUAAGGAAUAUGAUUUUUUAAAUACAAAUUAAAGCCCGUACAAUCUUUUCCGUAA